AUGCGCAAGAGUCCAUUAAUGAAGGAAAACAUGAAAGCAAUUCACAAUCAAAAAUUUUCAUAUCUGAACAAGAGUAAGCAAAAGACCUCUUCUCUGGAGAAGAGUUCAUAUUCAAACAGAUCACUCUUAAAUGAGAUGCAACAUCAAACCCCAAAUCAACCGAAGAAAAACAUUUCGACCCAGGCUUCAGAUUAGAAACUGCAUAAUUGUACAUUAGAUAUUAAUAUAAAGAAAGUUAAAUACUGAAAUCAUUAAUGAAAAUAUAAAAUAGAACAAAUCCAAUAUUGACAUAAUAGAAUUGUUAUGCAGGAGUCAAACUGAAUUUCAACAAUUGCAUAGGUAUUGAGGAUCAUUAAAAUCAAGGCAAUGAAGAGAAAAGAAUGAACACAAAUCAAUAUAACUCAUUGAAUUAGACGAAUCAUCCAUCUCCAAAAGUUAAGACCAUUUCAUUAUCAACAUAUACUGUAUUACAUGAAUUAACCUGCCUAUUAGAGUACUCAGAGUCCUGAAUUAAGAGAAAAAGAGAUCAGACAUGAAUAGAUAUCGCAAUUUAAAUAGUUGAUUACAUAAACUAAAUAAAGUUUGGAGAACGUAAGGGUCUCCGACAUGCAACAAUACAUAGAGGGAAUAUUUGAUGAAACCAUUUAGCCGCUACUUCAAUUGAAGGUAUAGAUUAAAAACUUAGAAAUAAUUAGAGCGAGUUGCUUAAACAAAUUGAGAAGUGUAUAAAUGCCGAAUAAUAUUAAAUACGUUCUACUAUUGACUCUCUGAAAAAGAUGGAGGAUGAUAUCCUCUCUAAUGAGUUCAACAUUAUAGAAUUUAUGGCUAUGGGUCCAUUUAAUGAGAUCAUGUUGAUCUACCAGAAGAGAUUCAAAGAACACUCCAUCUUUGUUCAGUAGUUAAAUCAAUAAGACAUCGUCAUGCAUCAAUUUAAACAAUUACAUGAGAACUUCACUCAACAGAAUCAUUCCUUGUGUAAGCAAUUAUAACAGUCCUUGUAAGCCUACUUGUCAUUAUAUAUCUCUUUCUAAAAUAAGGAUGAUUUUUAUGAGAUGAAAGAAUUCAGUAAUAUUUAAUAAUAGCAGAAUCAAAUUAUCAAUAAUUUACAAGAAAACUUGUUCCAAACUUGCGAAACCAAUAAUUCAAUUGACGAAGAUUAGGUGAUUAUGAAGGAUUAACAAGUGGUCAGAAUUCCAGAUAAGACUUCAUAAUUUACUUAAUUAUUAAUGAAGGGCUUAAAUUGCCAAAAGAGCUUGUUUCCAUCAGAAUCGCCACAAUUCAAGAAUUGA
Molecule: messenger RNA, 1289 nt
Organism: Paramecium octaurelia
Lineage: Eukaryota; Ciliophora; Oligohymenophorea; Peniculida; Parameciidae
Source: the annotation of a GenBank genome assembly